AUGGCACCACCGAGCUUUGCUACCUGUACAGAGGUUGGGCCAGCGUGCCCCGUCGAGGCCACUACCUACGGCUACUAUCCCCAGCUUGGGUCAAAUGCCUUCCUGACCGCAUUCUUCGCCUUUCUAGCUCUCGCCCAGCUAGGUCUUGGAAUCUUCACCCGCACCUGGUCCUUCCUGAUAGCGUUGUUCAUGGCAUGUGCCCUCGAAGCGGUCGGUUACGGUGGGCGUUUGCUCAUGAACAAGAAUCCUUGGUCGAAAGAUGCCUUUCAAAUCCAAAUCGUCUGCCUCAUCCUGGCCCCAACCUUCCUGGCCGCCGGCGUUUACCUGACGAUUAAACAUAUCGUACUCUUCGUUGGCCCAGAGCAUUCCCGUAUCAAGCCAAAGCUAUACACCUGGGUGUUCAUUUUGUGUGAUAUCGGCUCCCUCAUACUACAGUCGGCUGGUGGUGGUGUUGCUGCCGCAGCAACGAAGAAAAAUUUCAAGCUCUUGAACGUCGGCAAUGGUAUCAUCAUUGCUGGUAUUGCCUUCCAGGUAGCUACCAUGUCAGUUUGCGGGCUGCUUGCCCUUGAAUUCUUCAUCCGGGCAUACCGAAGUGGAAAAGGUUUUUCCUCCAGUGGUUCAUCCCAUGGAGCUGCAGCACGUAGGUCCUUCUGGAUCUUCUGUGCUGCGGAUGCCUUUGCCUAUAUUGUGAUCCUGAUUCGAUGCAUCUACCGUCUGCCUGAGAUGGCUGGCGGCUGGGGAAACCCCCUUAUGCGAAACGAGAAGGACUUCCUGCUGCUUGAUGGAAUGAUGAUUGCUUUGGGUGCUGCCACGUUCACCAUCUUCCAUCCGGGAUUCUGGUUUCCUCCUAUGCGAAAGGGCGGUGCAGCAUCAAAAGACCUCCAAGGUAUUCCUCCAAGCGAGGGAACCAGUGUAAACAAUCCCGCCGAGAAGUAA
Molecule: messenger RNA, 936 nt
Organism: Nannizzia gypsea CBS 118893
Lineage: Eukaryota; Fungi; Ascomycota; Eurotiomycetes; Onygenales; Arthrodermataceae
Exons: 3
Coding region: 1-936 (311 amino acids)
Cellular component (GO): plasma membrane; fungal-type vacuole
Source: RefSeq, a predicted model, not a curated record